Messenger RNA from Sorghum bicolor (sorghum), 474 nucleotides. Its product is annotated as BTB/POZ and MATH domain-containing protein 2-like. The transcript has 2 exons. Bases 1 to 474 code for a protein of 157 amino acids. The record is from RefSeq and is a predicted model, not a curated record. Gene Ontology annotation, biological process: protein ubiquitination. NCBI's taxonomy places the organism in Eukaryota, Viridiplantae, Streptophyta, Magnoliopsida, Poales, Poaceae.
AUGCAGCGCAUAGAGCCUGCCAUCUUUGAGGCGCUUCUUCAGUUUCUCUACACUGAUUCUAUUCCACCGCCGGGUGACGAUGACGACGACUGUGGUGGUGGUGCUCAUCAGGAGGAUAAUGUGACGUCGCAGCACUUGUUGACUGCAGCAGAUCAGCACGGGGUCGACAUGCUAAGGCUUACGUGCGAAGUGAGGCUUUGCCGCAGCAUCGACUUGCUAACUGUUGGCACAACUCUAGCUUUGGCAGAGCGACACCACUGCAUCCAGCUCAAGGAUGCUUGUCUCGAGUUCAUUGCCUCACAAGAUAUGGAGCUCUCCCACAUCAGGCCGACGUGUGAGCCGGGGGCGCCCACGAUCGUGCCGGUGCUCGCCUCUGCGACCGGAGACACAGCUCGCGCGUGCACUUCGGUGCAGCGGCGCGCGCUACAUGACUGCAGCUUGCAGCUUGGUUCAGCUGACACAUCUAAAUGCUGA